This is a messenger RNA of Prorocentrum cordatum, 492 nucleotides long. NCBI's taxonomy places the organism in Eukaryota, Dinophyceae, Prorocentrales, Prorocentraceae. The record is from the annotation of a GenBank genome assembly.
AUGCGAUCAGCGAAGUUGGAGGCGAACGUCAUCAGCUUCAGUGCUGGAAUAAGCGCUUGUGAGAAAGCAGCCGAGUGGGAGCAGGCGCUGUCCCUGCUGAGAGAUAUGAGGGAAGGCGCGUUGGAUUCGAAUGUGAUUGCCUACAAUGCUGGAAUUAGUGCAUGCGAGAAGGGCGGGCAAUGGCAGCGCGCCUUGUCAUUGCUCGGGUGCAUGAGACAAGCGGACAUUAAACCGAACGCCAUUAGCUACAGCGCCUCAAUUCUCGCGUGUGCGUCAGUUGGACAAUGGCAGCGGGCAUUGGCUUUGGUGCGGGACAUGGUAAUGGAAUCGGCGCCGAACAUUGCCAGCUACAGCGUUGCAGUCAGCGCUUGCGAGCAAGCCGCGUAUUCGCGCGGCGCCCUUCCGCUGUUCAGCGGUAUUGGUAGCGAUGCUUGCAGUGCCACGCGAGACUUGUUUGUGGUUGCUGCAGAUGGGGGGCGCCCUAAGAAAUGA